AUGGCCUUCCCCCAGCCGAACAGCUUCAACUUCCCUUUCUUCCCUCCACCACCUUUUCAUCCCUUCCAUCCCCCACCCCCACCGCCCCGUUCAUCUCCUCCUCCACCUCCCCCGCCGAUUCGUCCAUUUUCUCCACCACCGCCUCCUCAUGUGCUUCCGCGGCCGCCUCCCCCUGUGCGUCCGGCGCCUCCACCAUCUCACCCAAAUGCUCCCCCUCCGCCGCAUGUGCGGCCACCCCCGGCCCCUGUUCCUCCCUCGCCUGCUCCAAGUCAUCCUACAGUGAUUGUAAUUGUCUUCGUUUCAUUGGGCGGCCUCCUCUUCCUUUCUUUGCUGGCUUUUGCUAUGUUUUGCUUUAUUAAGAGGAGGAAGAAGAAGGCGCCUGAAGAAAUGGACAUCGUUCAUGUUGAUGAGCAUAAAAAGGUCAAGGAAGAAAUUGCGUCCGGUCCUUUCGGACAGAAGGUCGUGGUGGUGACGGUGGAGGAUGAUGUGCACAUCGACGCUGAAAUGAAGAAGAAAGAGAGGCUUGUUGACGGUUUACAUGCGGAAUCAUCAGGGGCUAGUGAUCAGGUCAACGCUAGUGGCCAUGACCCUGAUGUGGGAAAUACUUCUGGGAUCGAACACCACCAUCACGAGCUUCAACGCAAGCCAACAAGCCACGAUUGA
Molecule: messenger RNA, 663 nt
Organism: Prosopis cineraria
Lineage: Eukaryota; Viridiplantae; Streptophyta; Magnoliopsida; Fabales; Fabaceae
Product: protein TRACHEARY ELEMENT DIFFERENTIATION-RELATED 7A-like
Exons: 1
Coding region: 1-663 (220 amino acids)
Biological process (GO): plant-type secondary cell wall biogenesis
Source: RefSeq, a predicted model, not a curated record